AGCCAGUGAACGACGAGCGUGAGGUUGAGGCCGUUCCGUUGAAGACUUCCGUAAUUCCGAUUUCAUUUCGGCGAUUUCCAAAUUCGUUGUCUUCACAAAUUAGAUAAGGACAAAUCAGCAUUUCAGUAUGGAGGUAGAACCCGAUUCUGUGCAAAGCAAUGGACCUGAAGGAAAUUCUAUCACAGACAAAACAUCUGAUAUCAAAGAAAACAAUGUUAAAGCUGAGGAAAUGACUUCUAGAGAUUACUACUUUGAUUCAUAUGCACACUUUGGUAUUCAUGAAGAAAUGUUAAAGGAUGAAGUGCGGACAAAGACGUACAGAAACUCAAUGUAUCACAACAAACAUCUCUUCAAGGGUAAGAUCGUUCUGGACAUUGGCUGUGGAACAGGUAUCCUGUCUAUGUUUGCAGCCAAAGCUGGGGCAUCUAAAGUAAUAGGCAUUGAAUGUUCCAACAUUGUUGACUAUGCCAAACAAAUCGUAGAAGCUAAUAACUUAUCUGAAGUUGUCACUAUUGUCAAAGGAAAAGUGGAAGAGGUCACUUUACCUGAUGGCAUCACACAUGUAGACAUAAUAAUAUCAGAAUGGAUGGGGUACUGCUUGUUCUACGAAUCAAUGUUGGAUACAGUGUUGUAUGCUCGAGACAAAUGGCUGAGGCCUGACGGCAUGCUGUUCCCUGAUCGAGCGAUGUUAUUUGUUUGUGGAAUCGAGGACCGUCAGUAUAAGGAUGAGAAAAUCAACUGGUGGGAUGAUGUUUAUGGCUUUGACAUGAGUUCUAUCCGUAAAGUAGCCAUUAGCGAGCCUCUAGUUGAUGUUGUAGAUCCUAAACAGGUUGUGACAAAUGCAUGUCUGUUGAAAGAAGUGGAUUUAUAUACUGUGACCAAAGAAGAUCUAGAUUUCAAUACACAGUUCAAUCUGCAAGUCAGGAGGAAUGAUUACAUCCAAGCUUUGGUGACUUUCUUCACAAUGGAAUUCACCAAAUGCCACAAGCGAAUAGGAUUUAGCACUGCUCCUGAACAACCUUACACUCACUGGAAACAGACUGUUUUCUACCUAAAUGACUACUUGACAGUGAAGAAAAAUGAGGAAAUCUAUGGAAGUUUUGCGAUGAAACCCAAUCAACGAAACAAUCGUGACUUGGAUUUCACCAUAGAGAUUGAUUUCAAAGGAGAGCUGUGUGAGGUUCAUGAAUCCAACAAAUACAGGAUGCGCUAAGAAACCCAUAUCUCUAAGUUUGGAUUUUCUGGUCAUGUGCAAAACAGACUACACAAUACUAUUAGUCUGUUAAUUGUCCAACUUUGUCGGUUGUGAUAAAAAGAUUAGCCGUCUAAAGUAUUGCUUUUUAAGUUAUAAACCUCAUAAAAGUAGAAUAUGGGGAAAGAGAUUUUCAUUUUUCGUUGUAACUGUAUGUUUUUUAUAUCAACCAUUUAGUUUUAUAUCCAGUGAAUUAUUUUCAAAUGCCGUGCAUUUUAAGGAAAUGUUAAAAAAAGAAGAUAAAUAUACACCUGGUUUACAUUUUUAACAACAAAAACCUAUUAAUUUUACCCUGUUGAAUAAAAGGGACAACACAUAGUUAAAUAUGUAUAAUGGCAUUGCCUGCCUUGUGAAUUUUGCAUUUUUGUGGUGAGCACUUUGAGAACUCAGACUUUUUAAACGAUAAAGUAAACCCAUAUUGGUACAUAUAUUAACCACCAACGAUUUGAUUUGCUGAUUCGUAAAUCAUUAGUACAGAUAAUAUUCCGCAUUUUGGAUUGUUUGUUAGUAUAUUAUGUGAACACUUUUCUUCAAAGGACUAGGAUCUUGAGCUUAUAUUUUAUUUCUUCAUAGCAAUCAAUAUCAUAAACCUCUGAUGACAAUGAUUGAAAAUGAUAUGCUUAUGUUUAAUUUAUUCUUACUAUUAGGCCUAACUACUUUUUGUGCAACCCAUAUUAGUUAACUAUACAUCCUGCAAUUUUGUUUAGAUUUAGACUAACAAUGUUUUGAGUACAAUAUUAAAUUUUCUGUUAAAUUUUACAUCGUCAAUCUGGCCGGGAAGAUUGUGAAUGCGUUAAACAAUCUCUGGGUUAAACAAUUUAAAAUUUUGUUUUUUGAAGGACUUGCAGGUUAAGUUAAAUUUAAUCUCCAUAAAAAUCGCUUUGUCUUCGACGUGUUAACUAAUUAGUUAACAUUCAGUCGGUACACAUUAUCGUUGUUAAUUUGUCUUAAAAUUUACCUCCUACAUGAUAUUCCUGUACAAUUCAUACAGCCCUGCACUACAUCAAUAAUCAUGAAUAGCUAGGAUUUGGUUUUUUGUUAGUUAUGUCAUAGUCUUUAGUUAUAACAUCAAGUUUCAAAAUGUAACACUUCCUUUUUUAAAUUAUACAUGCAGUAUAAUAAACAAGAGUUUCCAAUUUAAUGGAUUUUAUUUUUAUCAUAGUAGAUCCUGAACAAAAAAGAAACUAUGUUCAUCCAACUAAAUUCAUCACAGAUCAUCACUCUCUUACCACCAUCUCUUAUUGAUUAUCUACUCAUCAUGAGUUGAGAGUUAAUAAUUAAGUUUGCGAUAAAUUGAACACCAAUUUGUUUUGUCCACUAUUUUGGAACCUGGAAUAUAAUUACAGUUUAUAAAAUAUGUAUAUAAACUGCCUUUUGCAUUUCAUAAAAGAUGGCACCAAGUGUAUGCCAAGAUGCAGUAAUGGUAUUAUCCUUCUCUAAUUAUGUCAUAUUCAUUCUUAUUGCAUUUAAUUUUGAUGUGUGAUAAAAUGAUUGGUACUAAAAAUCAGCAACAGUUGACGAAAAGGCAAACUAAGGCAAGGAUUGUACAAACACUUUAUACAAAGAGUGCUGUUAAGUCUAUUGUCUCUAGUCCUUGGUUAUUUUGUGAAAGUUAACAUUUUUUACUGUAAGUAAAAUAACAUCAACAGUGGGAAUUUUUAACUUUUCUUAGUCGUAAAUGUUGCCUGUGAUUGCUACCUAAUUGAUAAAAAGAACCAUUUCUUAGUAAAUGCAGUUUUACUUGUUCA
Molecule: messenger RNA, 3000 nt
Organism: Macrosteles quadrilineatus (aster leafhopper)
Lineage: Eukaryota; Metazoa; Arthropoda; Insecta; Hemiptera; Cicadellidae
Product: protein arginine N-methyltransferase 1-like
Exons: 5
Coding region: 128-1213 (361 amino acids)
Biological process (GO): peptidyl-arginine methylation
Cellular component (GO): nucleus
Molecular function (GO): protein-arginine N-methyltransferase activity
Source: RefSeq, a predicted model, not a curated record